UGUACGACGCGCGAUUCCACGCAAAGUGACCACGCGCAGAGAAACCCCGUACAGACUCUUCUAACCCAAUAGAAAAUCUCAGUGCUCUCACCGUUCGAGAUAAGAAAACAUGCCCCCACUGGCUCUGACCUGAUCUAGAUUUCAAAGACGAGAAGCACCAUUCCCGUUUCCCGGCCCCCGGGCCACGGGCACGCAAACCCCGAGGUCCUCCCUCCAUCGUUGGUAAUCCACACAUAAGCAAAGCAAAUGUAUUACAGGUGCAAAACAAUACUAGGCGUAGACGAGCAUCUCACACGAAGGCCGCCUACAUAAGUAAUAUGCACAUCACAUGACCCAGCAUGGUCCUCAAGUGCUUGUCGGCACGGAAGCUCGGGACGUGGACGUUCCGAGACGCUUUGUAAGUGAGAAAACGCAUGCCUGCGCCACGAAAAUGGUAGAGUGAGAUGUAAGGUAAGCUAGUAAAGAAGUGUGCGGUUUACGCUGUUUAAGGGGGAAGAACAAAAAGGAGAGGGAAAUUACUUUGUUGUUUGGUUUCUUUGGAAGAAGAUUUCACUUGAUAUAUUGGACCGGCUUCGAAUAUUUAUUUCGUGCAUUGUAUCUUUUUGGAUCGACUGUAGGAAUUUCUACUCGGGGUUUCUCUUUCAUCAAAGCAAGACAACGCUGAGGAUUUUUUUCCGAAGCAAUUGGAGAAACAAAGCAGAAACGACAACGCCAUCAACAACGACACGAACAAUACAUAUUCAUCGCCGUACCAGCACCGUCUAUCACUUUUAUAUGACCAGCCAACUUACACCUAGAAAGAAACACCCGACCUUCUUUCCUCCGCGGUGAGAACAAGCUACCACACCAUAGAUAACAAGGGUCUACAUCUAGCCUCGCUUCGCCUCUCCCCAUAAAAAAAAGGAGCAGACAAAGCAGCGAAAACCAAACGCAUGAACUCGAUUCGCGGCCUACUAUCGAAGCGCGGCGAUCUAGUAAAGUACAUCCGACAACGACAACCAAAGAGGGGCGGAUCUACAGCAGCAAAAAUGUCGACAUCUGCAGCGACCGCUGCGUCGGAGCCGCAGCCGGAUCAGAAAGAGGAAGCCCCUGCUGCUGCUCUGCCGAAGCUCACGCCGGCCGAGUAUCAGCAGUACAAUCACAUGGCUGAGAUUAUGGAUCGGUACCAUACGCAUUUCAGACAGACGUGGACAAUGAUAUACUCUGCAUGCGAGGCGAACAAACGACCGUCAGGCAUGUCGAUCCGACAAUUCAUGUCGGUAGCUGAGAGGCUGAUUCAGGGUCUGACGAUGCACCACACCAUUGAAGAGCAGCACGUCUUUCCCGUCCUCGCAAAGAAGAUGCCGGCGUUCAGAAAAGAGCUAGAGCUGUUGACGCAUCACAAGCUCAUCCACGAGGGACUCGAAAGGCUGGAGGAGUAUCUGAACGGCUGCAAAAGCGGCGAGACAGAGUUUAGAAUGGGCGAGAUGAAGAACGUCAUGGAUAGUUUUGGGGGGACUCUUUGGGAGCAUUUGGACGCCGAGGUCAAACAGUUGGGCGCGGAAAACAUGCGCAAGUACUGGUCGUUGAAGGAAAUGUCGCGGAUGCCCAUGUGA
Periconia digitata is the source of this 1595-nucleotide messenger RNA. Lineage: Eukaryota; Fungi; Ascomycota; Dothideomycetes; Pleosporales; Periconiaceae. The record is from the annotation of a GenBank genome assembly.